AUGCAAGACACUGAUACAUCGUACUGGACUAUUAUACAGCCACCGACCAUGUUCUACAACGAAGUCAGGACUGAUGCAAGUAACAACAGCACCCUUCACCCUUUGGGCCUGCACGUCAAGUAUCUCGGGGCCGCUGCUGCCAACUGGCGCGAGUACUUCAACUACGUCGCGGAGAGACUCAAGAAGUCGAUACACCACGCCCAUGCCAUUCUGCUCAACACGGCCGAUAUGAUCGCCGCCGUUAGGGCACACGGGGUCGCUAUCUCCGAGACAUGCAAUUAUGACGAUAUUCUGAAAUUCCACGGCCAGGAACUUCUGGUGAGUAAUGGUGUGAAGCUUGCCAUGAUUGCUGAAGAGGAUUCAGCCCAGAACAAGGUGAUGGCCUCCUUGACCGAGAUGACGCAUAAGGACUCUCGCACGGUGCGUGUCAUGACGAUGAUUGCCCUCAUCUACCUGCCAGCGAACCUGAUUCUGGCGUUCUUCAGCACGACCAUCGUCUCCCUGCCUCCCUUGAAGUUGGCGUAA
This is a messenger RNA of Parascedosporium putredinis, 525 nucleotides long. The record is from the annotation of a GenBank genome assembly. NCBI's taxonomy places the organism in Eukaryota, Fungi, Ascomycota, Sordariomycetes, Microascales, Microascaceae.